AUGAGUUGUUCUUAUCUAAUCUCUGGCGACGCUUCAGUCGUCGCUUCACGGCGGUGGAGUGAUGUUACUUCCCGGCAGAGUUUAUUUCUCUCACGGCAAGUACUCCGGCAACAACCGGUUCCUUCUUUUUCCCGAUGCGUUCGAUUGGUCGCUGUUGUGAAUGAUAACUUCAGUAAACAACCUCUCGGGAGGAGAUGUUGCUUUGCGUCACUGUUUAGUGGAGAUAUCGGUGGAAGUGACUGGAACAAUGAUAAUGGAAGUGACGGUGGCGGAGACGGAGGUUGGUGGUUUAACGGUGGUGGCGCCGGCGAUAACUCUGAUGGUUCUUCUUCUUUCAAUUUGAGGUUUCUCUGCUUUCUUGUAUUGGUAUUGUCUUGGUUAUCAGCUGCAUCCGCCAUAGCUAAAGCUGAGAAAUCGGAUAGUGACGAUAACACUGAGAAAGAGACGGUUUGGGAAGUGAGAGGAAGUAAAAGGAAGAGACUUGUUCCUAAUUUCGUCAAAGAUGAGUUCGUUUCUGAAGAAUCACCUUUCGAGUUAUCAUCUUCCCUAACACCUGAGAAUCUUCUAGCUCAAUGUAGAAACCUUCUGACUCAGUUCCUUCUUCCUGAAGGUUUCCCCAAUAGUGUAACCUCUGAUUAUCUUGAUUACUCUCUCUGGAGAGGUGUUCAAGGUAUUGCUAGUCAAAUCAGCGGUGUUCUUGCCACUCAGUCUUUGCUUUAUGCAGUUGGGUUAGGUAAAGGAGCUAUUCCUACAGCUGCAGCUAUCAAUUGGGUUCUUAAAGAUGGAAUUGGGUAUCUUAGUAAGAUAAUGCUAUCGAAAUAUGGACGACAUUUCGAUGUUCAUCCCAAAGGAUGGAGGCUAUUUGCUGAUCUUCUUGAAAAUGCUGCUUAUGGUAUGGAGAUGCUGACGCCAUUCUUCCCUCAGUCCUUUGUCAUGAUUGGUGCUGCUGCUGGUGCUGGCCGAUCUGCUGCUGCACUAAUCCAGGCUGCUACUAGAAGUUGCUUUAAUGCUGGCUUUGCUUCUCAAAGGAACUUUGCUGAGGUAAUUGCCAAGGGUGAAGCUCAAGGAAUGGUGAGUAAGUCAAUGGGUAUCCUGCUCGGAAUAGUGGUUGCCAAUUGCAUAGGAACUUCUACAAGUCUUGCCCUUGCUUCGUUCGGAGUUGUGACAGCAAUCCAUAUGUAUACCAAUCUCAAAUCUUACCAGUGCAUUCAGCUACGGACUCUAAACCCUUAUCGUGCAAGUUUGGUUUUUAGUGAGUAUCUUAUCAGCGGCCAAGCUCCUCUGAUUAAGGAGGUCAAUGAUGAAGAACCACUCUUCCCAGCUGUUCGGUUUUUAAACAUAAAAUCUCCACAAAAGCUGCAAGAUUUUGUCUUAUCCUCAGAAGCAAAAGCAGCAGCCUCAGACAUAGAGGAACGGCUUCAACUAGGAUCAAAGCUCAGCGAUGUUAUCCACAACAAGGAAGAAGCAAUAGCACUGUUUGAUCUGUAUCGUGAUGAAGGCUACAUCCUUACAGAACAUAGAGGCAGAUUCUGUGUGAUGCUCAAGGAGAGCUCGUCGCCACAAGACAUGCUCAGAUCGUUGUUUCAAGUAAACUAUCUUUACUGGCUAGAGAAGAAUGCUGGGAUAGAACCAGCAAGCACUUACUCAGACUGCAAACCGGGCGGUCGCCUUCACAUUUCUUUGGAUUAUGUGCGACGAGAGUUUGAACACGCCAAAGAAGACAGCGAAUCAGUGGGUUGGGUCACUGAAGGACUGAUAGCUAGACCUCUGCCGACCAGAAUCCGUCUAGGUUAUGAUCAUGAACCCUUAUCUUCUCCUUCCAGCUCAUAAAGUCAGACCAGAAACAGGGCCAAUGGAUGAUAUAUUAGAUCCCAUUUUACUUUUUGGUAUAGAUUUGAUACAUUGUCUCUGUUUAUCUGCCAUUGAAAUGCUGUAAGUUUUUUAGAGAUUUACAUGUCUCUCUAGUCAGAAGAUACUCUGUUCAGAUCUAAUUCGACGUCAUGUGAAAACCAGAUCAUUCUGUUUUCACUAUCUUGAUUAAAUAUACAUCAUAUUCCAACAAAACAAUAAUGCAUUUGUGUA
This is a messenger RNA of Camelina sativa (false flax), 2082 nucleotides long. RefSeq names its product protein root UVB sensitive 1, chloroplastic. Lineage: Eukaryota; Viridiplantae; Streptophyta; Magnoliopsida; Brassicales; Brassicaceae. Gene Ontology annotation, biological process: response to UV-B; developmental process. The record is from RefSeq and is a predicted model, not a curated record. Gene Ontology annotation, cellular component: chloroplast envelope.